This is a messenger RNA of Penicillium argentinense, 1671 nucleotides long. Its product is annotated as heat shock factor family protein. Gene Ontology annotation, molecular function: sequence-specific DNA binding; DNA-binding transcription factor activity. The record is from RefSeq and is a predicted model, not a curated record. The coding region runs from base 1 to 1671 and encodes 556 amino acids. The transcript is spliced from 7 exons. Gene Ontology annotation, biological process: regulation of DNA-templated transcription. Lineage: Eukaryota; Fungi; Ascomycota; Eurotiomycetes; Eurotiales; Aspergillaceae.
AUGAGCGGCGUCGCCGAUCCUCCCUCCACCCGGUUCCUUAACACUUUCACCGGGCCUGCAGAUGCCCCCAGCAAGACUCGAAACAUCCCGGUUCUCCCCUCCACCCAGCACCACUCCGCGAUGGAGAUCACCCCUCCAUCGCCGGCGACCGUGGGCGCUCCCGUUCACAGCAGCCCCGACGCCGACCGCACCGGCGCAGUCAAUACCAAUGGCUCCGACGUCGGCACCCCGAACAAUCCCCCCAACCCGGCUGUAGGAGCUGCGGCCGCAGCGCAGCAGCCCAAGGUGGUCCAAACGGCCUUCAUCCAUAAGCUCUACAACAUGUUGGAGGACUCUAGCAUCCAACAUCUGAUCUCCUGGUCAAGUACGAAUGACAGCUUCGUCAUGUCUCCUACUUCGGAAUUCUCCAAAGUUCUUGCCCAGUAUUUCAAGCACACCAAUAUCUCCUCCUUCGUCCGACAGCUCAACAUGUACGGGUUUCAUAAAGUGAGCGAUGUGUUCCAUACUGGGUCGCCAGACUCCGCGUUAUGGGAGUUCAAGCAUGGGAAUGGCAAUUUCAAACGGGGUGAUCUCGUUGGUCUGCGCGAAAUCAAGCGCCGCGCAUCUCGACAUGCGCUGAUCCACCGCGAUUCCUUCCCGAGCCAUAAGGCCGCGGCCUCGCAACCAGGCACUCCAGCAGAGCCCGUCCCAGACGCAGCCGAAGCUCGAUUGAUGAACCUUGAGCACACUCUAUACGAUAUGCACAAUCGCCUUGUUCGGGCCGAGGAAGGCAACGUGCUGUUGAAUUCACGAUGCCAGAACAUGGCUGAGGGCCUUUCCAAAUGCUAUCAGUGGACGCAUUCAAUUUCGCGCUUCUUGUCAGCUGUCGUGCCUGACAAGGAGAGCCCUCUAUAUCGCGAUAUAUCGAACAUGCAAAGAGAGGUGGAGAAACAUAUUGAAACAGUUUCCCAGGAAUCUCUUCUGGCUCCUCGUCAGCCUUUCUUUGGUAACAUGGCCCAUGAACCCGGCCCUCCUCUAUCUCCUCGUCAGCUGCCACAAGAUGACAGUCGACGCCAGUCCAUGAUGGAUCCCUCCCGAUCAAACAUGAUCCGACCUCCCGUGCCGCCACAUCUUGCGGUGUCCCCGGGGGUCGCCGAUUUGGUUCAAUUGGAGGAGCCAAUGCGCCAUCGAAUUAUACCUCCGCCGGUUGCCGUCCAGCAACCCGCUCCUCAUCCUCUAUCCAUCUCAACACCUCCCGGGCCCAACAUGGCCCGUCGCCAUACGUUUGCGGAUAUCAGACAGGCCGACUGGCCGCCGACAGGUACCUCUCCAUUCCCACCGGGCAACCCGGGUAGUGGUCCUUGGCCAUCGUCCCCACACCGGCCCCCUGCGAGUGACCAGCAAGUCCGCGAUGUCCUCGCCUCGUAUGAAAUGGGCGCCCCGCGACGUCUUCAAGACCAUUCCCGCCAUGCGACACCACCCGCAAACGCCGAGCCAUCGCCAUCAAUGUUGAGUGCGGACAAUGGUUGGACCAUUGGAGGCUCCCGAUUUCCUCGCCAAGAGUCAUCUUUGCCAGCAACUCGUCGAUCCAGCAUGGCUAGCAACGUUCAUUCCCUGCUCAACCCCGCCGACACCGCGGAGAGACCCGAAGAAGACCAGCAAGACGACCGCAAGCGCAAGCGAUUGGAAUGA